GAGAGAGACAGACAGACAGAGUUAACGGGAUUCAUGGAGGAUGUCAGUCUUCUGUUUUCUGCUUCUUCUCUCCCACCAUGCCCUGUAGGAUUAAUUUAAGAUGCGGCUGUGUUUCCAGAUCUGCGGAUUUCUGCUCCUACACUUUUACCUCCAGCUGCUCCGAGCUCAGGAUCCGUCCUGCUGCCAUCAUGCUCCUGAGUUCUCGCCUUGUAAAGAAGCCUGUGACCAGCUUGCCACGAUAAAGAGUGAGUCUCGUCUGAAGCAUCUGCUCCAGAGGUUACCCAGUUACUGUCCAGAGUCUAUGAGUGAACUGUGGCUGUGCAUUAACUCCACACUUCCAGGGGUGUCCAGGAAGUCAGAGGGCUGGGUGGGUCUGGGCUGCUGCGAACUGGCCAUUUCAGCUGACUGUCGCAGAGAAUGCAAACAGGCUUCAUCCAAAAAUGAUAUCACUAAAGUCUGCAAAAAAGUCACAGAGAAACCUCUGUACAGCUGCAUCACCAAAAAUGAAAUCGGCUCCACCUGCUGCAGUUAUGCUGGUCGUCACACCACCUGUAGAGAAUACUGCCAGGCCAUCUUCAGAACAGACUCCACCCCCACAGUGUCCCAGAUCAACGCCGUCACAGAGUACUGUCAGAGCCACAGCGCCACCCUACUGAGCUGUGUCAGCAACUUCACCAAGUCCUACCCCAUCCGCAGCCCCCUGGACAGUCUCUACUGCUGUGACCGGGCAGAGGAAACCCACUGCCAGGUGGCGUGUCGGCGGAUCCUGCGCACCAUGAACACAGAACAUGAGAUCAUGGAGGGGCUGAUAGAGGAGUGUGGGUCUCAGCCCCUCCCCCAGGACCCUCUGUGGCAGUGCUUCCUGGGCAGCGCACACCCCCCCUCCCCCACCGAGGAGACCCCCCACCCAGCCAAGAUGGACUGUGCUAAGCUGCACUGCUGCUCCAAGGCCAACACCUCACUGUGCAGGGACAUGUGUCAGGAGAUCAGCACUAACUGGGGCAGUCAGACGUGGCAGGACUUCGACCAGCUGUGUGAGUACAACCCGGUGGAGACGGAGCUCAUCAACUGUCUGUCUGAUGUCAGAGAACCCUGUCAGCUGGGCUGCAAAGACCUGCACUACUGCACCAACUUCAACAACCGGCCCACAGAACUGUUCCGUAGCUGUAACGUCCAAUCGGACCAAGGCGCCAUGAACGACAUCAAGCUGUGGUCCAAUGGAACCAUCAAGAUGCCGUUCAUGAACAUCCCCGUCCUGGACAUCAGGAAGUGUCUCCCAGACAUGUGGAAGGCAGUGGCCUGUUCUCUGCAGAUCAAACCCUGUCACAGCAAGUCCAGAGGCAGCAUCAUCUGCAAGUCCGACUGUGUUUAUAUUCUGACUCAGUGUGGGGACAGGAAACGCUUCCAUGAGGGACAAACGCCAGAGAGAAUCUGCGAACUGCUGUCGCCGAUGGAUGACCCCGAGCGCUGCAUCCCCCUGCACAGAUACCUGACUCCCAGUUCUCUCAGCAACAACAUCAUAGAGGAAGUCAUUCAUCCAUGCAACCCCAACCCUUGUCCAAGCAACCAUUUAUGUCAGGUGAACAGGAGAGGCUGUGUGGACGACUACCACUGUCUGCCUUACCUGUGUGUCCCAGGUUGUAAACUGGGCGAGGCGUCGGAGUUCCUGGUGCAGCAGGACACUCGUAUCCAAGUGCCGACUCGUAGCGGUCCGUCGGGCUGCUACGAGGUGUGCACCUGUGGACCCAGUGGGCGUCUGGAGAACUGUGUGGACAUGCCCUGUGUGGACACCAGCAAGGGCUGCAUCGUAGGAGGACAGAGGAAGAGCCACGGGACAGCGUUCAGGAUCGACUGUCAUCCCUGUUCCUGUUUUGCCGGUGAAACCAUCUGCUCCACCAGAGAAUGUCUGAACUACGAAAGCACCGAUGAGGAGAGGCUGACCUUUACUGGUCUUCCCUGUAAUUGUCCGGACCGCUUUGUCCCAGUUUGUGCCUCUAACGGUCGGUCUUAUCCCAGUGCCUGCGUGGCUCGGUGUAUGGGCUUCAAGGACCACCAGUUCAGCUUCGGACAGUGUCGCCACAACAACCCCUGCACCAACCAGCCCUGUCAGACCAACCAGAGGUGCAUCCCAAAGUACCAAGUGUGUCUGAGUGACACCAGCGACACGUCUGACUGUCCGCAGUACAAGUGUGUCGGUCGAUUGGCGACCUGCGAUAAGAAUGGGGAGGAGCCGGCCUGCGAUACCGACGGCCACGUCCACCCCAGUCUGUGCCACCUCCAGCAGGUCGGCAAGGUCCUGAACUACAUGGGCCAGUGCCAGGACGCCUGUAGGACUACCCGUCAGGUUUGCGGCCAUAAUGGUGAGACCUAUGAAACGGUGUGCCAUGCCUUCUCAGACCGCGUGGGCGUGGACUACGAGGGCUACUGCCACGCCGUGGGGGCCGUCUCUGACUCUGCCCCUGAAUCAGCGUGCAGUUUGAUUGACUGUCCGCCUCUGUCGGCUCCUGGCUGCCAGCCCGUCACACCACCCGGGGCCUGCUGUCCAGUCUGUGCCAGCAUGCUGCAGAUCCUCUGGAACAAAGAGCAGAUGAACACAUUCUCAAAGUUGAACAGAAACCAGCCGGUGACGGUCCAUGACGUCCUUCGUCUCCUUCGUCUUCAUGUGUCGGUUCCUCAGUGCGACGUGUUCGGUUACCUGAGCAUCGACCACGAACUGGUGGUUCUGAUCAGCCCAGUGGACCAGAACCCCACCCCUCUGCAGAUGGAGGCGUGCAGUAAAGAGGCGGAGAAGAUCUCCUCCCUCAUAAACCACUCCUCCCCCACCCUGGUGUCCCACGUCCCCCUCUCUGCCUUCCUCACCUCUCAGAUCCACAUCUCCUCCAUCCAGUCGUCGGGGGGUGCUGCGCCCUCAGCUGUGCCCCCCCCCACCCUGAGCCUCCUCCUGGGCCUCUUCACUGCUGCAGCCCCCGCCCUCUGCCUCCAGUAAGUUCUUAUUACGCCCCCCCCAGCUCUCUUUAUGAAGUAUUCCAAAGCAGCCCCCAUCCUCCUCCUGGGGGGGUCCAGUGUCCUGGGGCGGGGGGGUGCAGUGUCCUGAGGGGUCCAGUGUCCUGGGAGGUCCAGUGU
This is a messenger RNA of Sphaeramia orbicularis (orbiculate cardinalfish), 3123 nucleotides long. It is a transcript of the gene reck, whose product is annotated as reversion-inducing-cysteine-rich protein with kazal motifs. Bases 101 to 2986 code for a protein of 961 amino acids. Gene Ontology annotation, biological process: blood vessel maturation; sprouting angiogenesis; extracellular matrix organization. Gene Ontology annotation, cellular component: plasma membrane. Lineage: Eukaryota; Metazoa; Chordata; Actinopteri; Kurtiformes; Apogonidae. The transcript is spliced from 21 exons. The record is from RefSeq and is a predicted model, not a curated record. Gene Ontology annotation, molecular function: metalloendopeptidase inhibitor activity; protein binding.